Dracunculus medinensis (Guinea worm) is the source of this 873-nucleotide messenger RNA. The record is from the annotation of a GenBank genome assembly. NCBI's taxonomy places the organism in Eukaryota, Metazoa, Nematoda, Chromadorea, Rhabditida, Dracunculidae.
AUGGUCUUAUCGAAAGAGAAUAAAGUAAGCAGAUGGUAUUUUGGUGGAUUAGCGUCAGCUGGAGCAGCGUGUUGCACUCAUCCGCUCGAUCUUCUUAAGGUGCAUUUGCAAACGCAACAACAAGGAAAAGUCACUGUUGGUCAAAUGGUGGUGAAAAUCUUUAAGAGCGAUGGUGUGCGUGGCUUUUAUAAUGGUAUUUCUGCAUCACUUUUGCGCCAGCUAACUUAUUCAACUACAAGAUUUGGCAUGUAUGAAACAUUAAAGAAACAAUUUCCUGGUGAUUCAACGAGUAUUCCAUUUUACCAAAAAGCAUUCUUGGCUGGUGUCAGUGGAGCUUGUGGUGGUUUUGUUGGUACUCCUGGUGAUAUGGUUAAUGUACGAAUGCAAAACGAUAUGAAGUUGCCAGCUUCGGAACGACGUAAUUACAAGCAUGCUUUGGAUGGUGUUCUCCGGGUUACGCGUGAAGAAGGGAUUAAUAAAUUAUUCAACGGUGCUACUAUGGCAACAUGCCGUGCUGUUCUCAUGACUAUCGGGCAAUUAUCAUUCUAUGAUCAAAUUAAACAAUCGUUGAUAGCUAGCGGUUAUAUGUCUGACAAUCUCACUACACACUUCACUUCUUCAUUUCUCGCAGCUUCCAUUGCCACUGUACUUACUCAGCCACUCGAUGUUAUGAAAACAAGGAUGAUGAAUGCUCCUCCUGGCCAGUUUAAGGGUAUUAUGGACUGCUUUUUGUAUACAGCUAAACUGGGACCUGCUGGAUUUUUCAAGGGCUUCAUGCCAGCUUGGGUUCGGUUGGCUCCACAUACUGUCCUUACUUUUAUUUUCUUCGAGCAAUUAAGAAUGAAUUUCGGAUAUUUCAAAGAAAAUAAAUAA